AUGCCUCAGGCUUCUUCUUCAACCCUACGAAAUUUAGUAAGACUGCCUCCAACAAAUACUGCUACAGCUACAGCUACAGCUACAAAUACAACUACAGUUGAUCCUGCAUAUAACAACGAGAAUAAUAACAAUAAUAAUUUUGAUGAUAACAGCAUCAAUGAUGGAAUUAUCAAUAAUACCAAUAAUACUAUAGACUCUAUCAAUAAUAACAUUACAAAUAGCAUCGGUAAUAUAGCACGUCCAAAGAGACAUAGCUCCAAUUCUUAUAAUAAUUAUAAAACUAUACCCUUUACCAAAAGACGAAUAGCCGCUUGCACUCCAAUUAAUAUCAAUAAUAAUAACGACAACUAUAAUAAUAAUGAAAACAUGAUCUUAAUGAAUAAUAAUAACAAUAAUAAUAACAUCAACAACUCCUUUAUAGAUAAUUUGGAUUAUUUAUCCAAUACAAACAACAAUACUAACAUGAGUACAAUGGCUCAAUAUACUCCCUCUAAAGGAACUACCAUAUCAAGAAGACCAAGCAUAAUAAUAAGAAAACAACAACAACAACAACAACAAUCGCAUUUUACAACUGCUACAACAAUAAAAUCUCCAUCAAAUCAUACUUCUGUCAAUAUAACUCCUCAAGCUUCAAAUUAUGAUCCUGCUUCGGAACCUCCAAAUUCUCCUUAUUAUUUAACAACAAAUUCAUAUUCAAAUAUGAAAAAUAAUAAUAACGCUAAUACUACUAAUACAAACAAUACCAUACAACCAUCUCCAUUACCAUUACCAUUACCAAUGGAUAUACCGACAAAUAAUAGUAAUAAUAAUAAUAAUAAUAAUAUAACAAGAUCAAAUAAUAACAAUCCUCAAUCAAGAUAUUUCUCUCCGUCUCCAUUGCCUCCUCCCUUGCAACAAAAUCAUCAUCAACAACAACAAACAUCUCAUCUUAAUCCAAUCUCUUUGUCUAAUUCAACUUCAACUUCAAACCCAAAUAUAAAUUCAUCUGCAUUAAAUAACAACAACAACAACAACAAUAAUAAUACUAACACUGACAACAACAAUUCAAAUAAUAAUAAUUCAAAUAACAAUAAGACAACUAAUAACCCGCAUGACGAUAACAAUAAUAAUAAUAAUAAUAACAAUAACCAACAACCUCCUCCACCACCUCCUCCUGGCUCUUCUAUAACCACGAAAACUUCAAGUCAAGCUUUGAUACAAAAAUUACAAGAUAUUUAUAAAUUGAUUGUUAAACAAGAAAUUCAAUUACAAGAUCGUUGUUCACAAUUAACCACAUCACAAACAACUGACUUGAAAAAUUUAUGGACCAUUUAUAAAAUUAAUUUGGAUUUAAUUAACAAUUAUAUUAAUUUCAUAACAAAUGCCCUUUUACCAACGCAAUCUAAAAAUGAUUUACAUAUUGGUGAAGAAAUUAUUGAAAUUUAUAGAAUUGAAAGAAGAUUAUGGGUUUAUGGUACAAUCACAUUCUUAGAUGUACUUAAAAGUUUUUCCAAUUUUAUGGACCCUGAAGUUUGUUGUCAAUUUAUUAGUCAUGUUUUCAUCGCCAUUUCAUUAAUAUUAAAUGAUAUCCCCAUGAAAUAUUCAAUCCAAUGGUUACAACGUCUUGGUGAUUUAUCAAGAAUGGCCAUUGCAUUAUACCCUUCAGGGUUCAUUGAUUGGAAAUUAAGUGCUGAACAUUGGUAUAAUGAGGCAAUGAAAUUCACUUAUUCUCAUGGGAAAUUAUAUUAUCAUAUGUCUACAGUUCAACAAAAUACAUUGGAAGCAUUUGUUAAUUUGGGGAAAAGUGUAUUUUGUCAAGAAACUUUUACUCCAUCACAACAAUAUAUGCAAUUAGUCAUUGAUAACAUUUAUCAAAGAGCUUUCGUGGAAAGAAAUAAUGGCAAUCAUAGAAAUUUACAAUUAAUUGAAUAUUUAAAACAUACCGAAGUAAUGUUAUUACCAACUUUUUUGGAAAGUUUAGAUUUACAAAAUGUUGUGUUAGUUUAUUUCCAGACUAAAUUCGGCAUACUAGACUCAACUCCACAACCACAAACGUCAGACAACAAUAAUAAUACAAACGGAGCAAACGUAAAUAUACCAUACUCUUCUUCUUCUACUACUACUUCUUCUUCUUCUUCUUCCGAUAACACUACAAGAUCAUUCACUACCAUAGAUAUCUUUAGAAAUCAAGAUAUGUUUAUUCAAAAUCCUGAUCAUUUAAAAUAUUUCUUUAGACAUUCAGGAACUUUUGCUCAAUCUCAUAUCUUACAAUUAGUUGGUUUCGGUGAUCCAAAAAAUCCAUUUGCUUUAUUAUUCGAAUUACCAAAAUUUUUAAAAGAUCGUAAGGAUAAAAAAUCAAAACGUAAAAAUUCACAAACUGCAACAACAACAACAAUAACUGCAAAUACUUCUCAAACAACAACAACCACCACAAAUAAUAAUAUUGUAAAUAUGACAGACAACAACAUUAAUACAAAUAAUGACAAUGACAAUGGUAAUUGUCCAAGUAAAGACGGGUCCAUGAUGUCAAUUGAUUACAUAAAUAAUAUUAAUUUGAAUUCAAAUUCAUCUAAUAUUAAUCAAUUAUUUGAUAAUAAUUAUUCAAAUAUUUUAUGUGAAGAAUUUUUCGAAAAUAUUGAUUUAUUACAAUUCCCAUAUAAGAUCCCACAAACUAUUGAAAUUUGGUUAGAAUCAUUGAAAAAUAUUAAUUUAAUUUCAUUAAAAUGUAGUAUCAUUGUUUUGAAAAAAUUCUUAAAUGGUCCAAUAUUAAUUGCAUUACCACAUUUAUUAACUUGGAUUCAUUUCAUAAUUUCAAUCCUUUUAAAAAUUGAAAAUUCAAUAACUGAUAAUCAAAGUAAAAUUUUUUGGUAUUCAUUUUUAAAAUGUAUAAUACCAUGGAAUUCAAUCGUGAAUUUUUUAAACGUUUUAAUGGUUUAUUUAUUAGAUAAUAUUAAUGAUGAAAAUUUCAAAUUAAUCAUUUCAUUAUCAAAUAAAUAUAACUCAAUGUCAUCAUCAUCAUUGAAUGAAAUGUUGAAGUUUUUUAACCAAAAUGAAAAUUUACCUGAAAUUUGGAAAUGUUGGGGAACCCUAUGGUUUGAUGUCAUUUGUAAUAAAAAUAUUAAUUCAGAUACAACUUUUUUGAAUCAAAAUAAUAAUAAUACUACUACUACUACUAAAAAUAAUGGUGAAGAUAUUCUUAAUGAUAAUUAUGAUACUGAUAAAACUUUAAGAGCAAUGGGUAUUGAAGAUCAUACAAUUUUGGAUUGUCCAUUAGAUGGUAUUGGAUUUGUAGCCAAUGAUGAAGAUGGUAUCAACUUUUAUAAAAGAUCAAUUAGAUUGAUCUUUUUAUGUAAAUCAAUGAUUGAAACUUUCCCCAAUUUAGGUCUCAAGAUAAGUCAUGAAACUUCAAAUUAUUGUCGUAAUACAAAAAUUCCUCAAAAUUUCAUUCUAAAUAAUUUUGCAUUUAAAUUAACAAAUCUGUAUGAUCCAUCACUCAUCAUCAUUCCACAAACAGAACAGAACAUUGAAAAUGAAAAUGAAAAUGAAAAUGAUGAUCUAGAAUUCAAUAAAUCAAUCUUAUCAAAUAUUAUGGAAUUUUUCCAAAUUCAUGAACCAAUUGAAGAAAUUAAUUUAAAUUUACAACUACAACCACCUUUAAGUAUAUUAGGAGGUAAUGAAAAUAUUUUCAAUUAUCUUGGUUAUAAAAGAUUAAAUUUUAAUAUUCAAUCAUUCCAUGAAAAUGGUGAAAUCAUUAGUGGGUCCAUUUAUUCAUCAUGGCCAAUAGAUUAUAAUAAAUUCAAAGAACAGCAACAACAACAACAACAACAAGAGCAUCUUGUCAACGAUUCAACAAUGAAAAACGAAAAUGUCACCGUGGGCGAUAUUACCCCCGAGGAUGCAUCAUUUAAAGAGUUUAUGAAAUUAUCAUUUCAUUUAAAAUUAUCCACAAGAUCAAACAAUUCUCAAACACAAAAUACUCAUAAGAUGGGGGUUAGUAUUAAUAAACACAGAACAUUUUUCGUCUUUGAUGCAACAUCGUGGUUAAGACAUUUUGCUCAUAUUUAUAAAUUAUCCAAAAAUGGGUUUUUAAAAUUUGCUGUCUGUUUAACCACAUUCCAAGAAUUGAGAUUCUUAAGAAAAUCUAAAGAUGGUAAUGUAGUCGAAGCAUCAACAAGAGCUAUCAUUACAAUGAGACAAUUAUAUAAAGAGGGUAAAUUAUUACCAUUAAGAUUUACAGGUAAUGUAGCCACUGAUAUUGAAGAACAUUUAGAAUUUGAAGAACAAAUUACUUGGAGAUCUCAUGUUGAUGAAUUUGUCAUUGAAGCCAUUAUUAGAUCUCAAGAAAGGUUUAAAACAAAAUCAAUUCAAAAUUAUAAUCUUUAUAAUGACGAUGAUGAUGAUGAUGAUGAUACAAAAACGGGCACUACUACUUUAUCCAAUACAAGUGUUGGUGUUGAUAAUAAUGUAAAUAAUAGUAGAAAUACGAAUGUUGAGAAUGAAUUAGUUACAGGAUUUUCAUCUCCAACACCUUUACCUAUUGAUGUUACUGCCGAUGACAAAAUGAAUAAGAAUCAAAUCAAUGAUAUUGCAAAUGCCAAUGCCACGAGUGAUAUUGAUAUCGAUAUUGAUGCAAAUGAUGAUGAAGGUGAAUUAUUUUUAUUGAUGAAGAAAAUUUCCAAUAUGUUGUUUUAA
Naumovozyma dairenensis CBS 421 is the source of this 4671-nucleotide messenger RNA. It is a transcript of the gene ESL2, whose product is annotated as Esl2p. Lineage: Eukaryota; Fungi; Ascomycota; Saccharomycetes; Saccharomycetales; Saccharomycetaceae. Gene Ontology annotation, biological process: nuclear-transcribed mRNA catabolic process, nonsense-mediated decay. The record is from RefSeq and is a predicted model, not a curated record. Bases 1 to 4671 code for a protein of 1556 amino acids. Gene Ontology annotation, cellular component: telomerase holoenzyme complex. The transcript has a single exon. Gene Ontology annotation, molecular function: protein binding; telomeric repeat DNA binding; telomerase RNA binding.